AUGGACAGGGGCAACCAGACGAGAAUCACAGAAUUCCUUCUUCUGGGACUCUCUGGGGAGUCAGAGCAGGAAGAGGCUCUUUUUGGGCUGUUCUCAUGGGUAUACUUGGCCACCAUCAUCGGGAACUUUCUCAUCAUCUUGGCCAUCAGCUGCGACAGGAAUCUCCAUACACCCAUGUACUUCUUCUUGGCCAAUCUCUCCUGCGUCGACAUCUGUUUUUCAUCAGUCACAAUCCCCAAGACGCUGGUGAAUCACAUAUUGGGAAGCAAGUCUAUCUCUUACGAGGAAUGUAUGACCCAGAUCUACUUCUUCAUCACUUUCAUCAACAUGGAUGGAUUCCUCCUGAGUGUGAUGGCCUAUGACCGUUACACUGCCAUCUGCUGCCCGCUACACUACGCUGUGAUCAUGAGGCCCAAACUCUGUGUCCUUCUGGUGGUCGUGUCUUGGGUCAUUACAAACCUGCAUGCUCUCCUUCAUACUCUUCUCAUGGUUCAAGUUACAUUUUGUUCCACCAAUGCUGUGCAUCACUUCUUCUGUGACCCUUACCCUAUUCUGAAGCUGUCUUGUUCUGACACCUUUAUCAAUGAGUUGAUGGUAUUCACUGUGGGUGGGCUUACAUCUAUUACACCAUUCACAUGUAUCACUGUUUCAUAUGCUUUUAUUUUCUCUAAUGUGUUAAAAUUUCCAUCUAUUCAGGGAAUAAGGAAAGCCCUGUCCACAUGCGGAUCCCACCUCACUGUGGUCUCCCUCUUCUAUGGGGCAAUCCUGGGUGUCUACAUGCGCCCUUCAUCCUCCUACUCAGUCCAAGACACAGUGGCCACUAUCAUCUUCACAGUGGUGACUCCCCUGGCCAAUCCCUUCAUCUACAGCUUGAGAAAUCGUGACAUGAAGGAAGCCUUAAGGAAACUAAUUAUUAGAAGACUAGUUUUAACAAGAUCCUAG
Molecule: messenger RNA, 942 nt
Organism: Pteropus alecto (black flying fox)
Lineage: Eukaryota; Metazoa; Chordata; Mammalia; Chiroptera; Pteropodidae
Product: olfactory receptor 1361-like
Exons: 1
Coding region: 1-942 (313 amino acids)
Biological process (GO): G protein-coupled receptor signaling pathway
Cellular component (GO): membrane
Molecular function (GO): olfactory receptor activity; G protein-coupled receptor activity
Source: RefSeq, a predicted model, not a curated record